Molecule: messenger RNA, 1035 nt
Organism: Adineta ricciae
Lineage: Eukaryota; Metazoa; Rotifera; Eurotatoria; Adinetida; Adinetidae
Source: the annotation of a GenBank genome assembly
AUGAUCGACACCGACAAACUACUCUUGCCUCUAUCCGAUGCAAAAAAGAAUAUUGUCUUACUGUUAAAUGGAUGUUUCAAUCCAAUACACAACAAUCACAUUCGUCUCUUAGAAGUCGCACGCGAACAUCUAAAUACGUUGGAUACAUAUCAUAUCGUUGGUGGAUAUGUUUCUCCAACUCAUGAUGCCGCUAUUCAACGGAAAAUAUCGACUAUUCAUGCAACAUGGCAAAAUCGUCUCGAAAUGUGUCGACUAGCUGUUCGAGAUUCAUCAUGGAUUAUGGUAGAUGGAUGGUUAGUCUCGCAAGAGAGAAAUAUCGGUGCUCAACAAUCUAAACAGCAUUUAAAAGAUUUCCUGUGUAAAUCUUAUCCUUCGAUUGAAGUUGUAUCGGUAUGUGGUGGUGAUGCUUUACCAAAAUUGAAAGUAACAUUUAAAAAAGAAUUGGUAAUAUGCGUAAAUAAUCGACCGAUUGAAGAUUUCGACUUUGACGAAUGGUUUCAUUCACCAGCCAUCGAACAAUUUCAUCAUAAUAUCAUUCUCAUACAUGAUAAUCAAUGUAGUAAAUACAUAAGUAGUACGAAUAUUCGUCGACGAAUCAGUGAAAAUCGUUUUGAUUUAUUGAUUGAUGAUCUUCAUCCAUCAGUGCUCGAUUACCAUCGUGAACAAGAAAUCACUUAUCGUUCGGCAGAUGAAACUGUUCUUUGGUCUGAACUCGGCGGAAAUGACGGUGUUGUACUUGGACAAGGUCGAUGUGCGACGGUUUAUCAGAAAGAAUAUAAACAUCGACAUGUUGCUGUAAAAGUUAUACGGGAGCGUAGACAAUUUGUGAACGAAUUGAAAGUUUUAACACUAUUGGCUAAUGAAACAUCAUAUCAUGUAAAUCUCAUUGAAAUAUAUGGCAUAGGUGAUCAGUUUUGUGUCAUGGAAAAAUGUGAUAUAGAUCUUCUUUCAUACAUUGAGAAGAAUCGAAUGUUUCAUCAAACAAAUGUUGACUGGAUUUGUUCAUUUGAUUUCACUUGGCAUUCUUCAUCGUGA